Molecule: messenger RNA, 868 nt
Organism: Heterocephalus glaber (naked mole-rat)
Lineage: Eukaryota; Metazoa; Chordata; Mammalia; Rodentia; Bathyergidae
Source: RefSeq, a predicted model, not a curated record
UCAUAGAAGACAUCACGGAAGACCUCACGCUGUGUCAUAAGAUUCCCAUGAACACCAGAAUGAGGAAAUGAGGGACAGAAACAGAUGAGUGGUUUCCAGAGGCUACAGAGAAAAGGGACUUGCUAUGUAGUUCAGACUCUCUUCUUGCUUGCUGGGCUACGUGCUUGUCACUCAGGCUGGCUUCAAACUCUAAGUAAUCGUUCUACCUCACCCUCUCAAGUGCUGAGAUUACAGGAAACAGGAAGCCAGAAACACAUUGCUGUGGAGGUGGCCACCAAGCAGCAGCCCUGCCAGAUCCAAGCUGCUCUUCUCUUACCACAAACCACACUGCUCAGGCCUUCUCCAUUUCCAAGAGGGGCACCUGCCAACGUAGAUGAUGCCCAAGGAGGAGCAAGAGGUGACCGUGCUGGGGGGACCCCACCACCCGGCUCCCAUGACCUCCACCGUGAUCAGCAUUCCGAGGGACACCCCUGUGCGUGACCAUGUGGUCUGGUCCCUGAUCAACACAGUCAUCCUGAAUGUAUGCUGCCUGGGCUUCAUAGCCUUCGCCUACUCCAUAAAGUCCAGGGACAGGAAGAUGGUGGGCGACGUGAUCGGGGCCCAGAGCUACGCCUCCACCUCCAGGUGGCUGAACAUCAUUGCCACAGUUGUUACCAUCAUCCUCACUGUUGUCUUCAUCAUUGUAUACUCUGCGGCCAUCGUGACACUCUUCCAACGCUUGUCCCAGUGACAAAGGAUUCUCAGGGCUACUAGUCCUGUGAUUUCCUCCCUCACAGCUUCUCUGGCCCUGGGCUGGGUCUUGCUCUGUACCCCACACCCUCAGCAGCUGUCCACAAUUGGGCUCAAUAAAGUGUGUGUUUCCACAGUG